AUGGAAUUGUGUUCGAUGACGACGACGACCAAGGCUGCCUCGUACUGGACAUGUCACCUCUCCACCGUGUCGUCGGAAAGGCGCCCAGAUCCUCUAGACUUGAUUGCUCUAUGCCGAAAGGAUUCUCGACGGCUAGAGAACUGGGUAGAACAGUGGCGACGGCCGAACUGUUCUUAUGUUGCUGAAUACGACUUCCCCGAGGCUAUGCCACAUCUUGAUCCUCUGGUCGACACCGCCAUGUUUGGCCCGGCAGCAUCCCUGGCCGACCUGCUCAGGCUUGACCUCCACGGCCCUGACUUUGCCAAAGACUCGGCAUGGACUGCCGUUACACAUGUUAUCACGCGAGACCACAUCCCGACCAUCAAAACCUCCUCGAGCACAAGGCCCUCCGGUCAAGCCUGUGCUACACUGCAUUUUCCUACGAGGUCGGAAUGGGGAGAUGUAUUUGAUUUCCUGGUCCGAGAGCUGCGCGAAGACCUCUUAGACCACGGCAACGGCAUGUUGUGCCUCGCAGCUCGCAGUGGAUGCCUCGCGCUGGUCAAAAAGCCCUUUGUUGCGGCCGAGAGAGAUGGUGAUCUGCGAAGAUCAAUCCUAGCGGUGCAUCGGAAAUUGAGCUGCGGAAACCAGUUUUUGGGCACCCACCAAUCUAUUGGCGAGGCAGCCUGCGAGGGUCACGCCGACAUUGUUCGCUCUCCGUGCCAGCAGACCAACAUCGAGCCGCACCUACCAUAUGCAAGCCAAGAUGGCAACACUAUGUUCCACCUUGCCGCGAGGGGCGGUAACACUGAAGUUUUCCGAAUCCUCAUCCAGUGGUGGCCCGAAGUGGUUCAUCUUAGGGACCAUGCGCACGACACCUCUCUGGUCGAUCUCAUAUACAGGAGUCCCGGGGGCGAGGCCGAGACGGUGAACCUCGUCAGGCUCCUCUUGAGUUAA
Molecule: messenger RNA, 933 nt
Organism: Metarhizium acridum CQMa 102
Lineage: Eukaryota; Fungi; Ascomycota; Sordariomycetes; Hypocreales; Clavicipitaceae
Source: RefSeq, a predicted model, not a curated record